Messenger RNA from Diceros bicornis minor, 936 nucleotides. RefSeq names its product dehydrogenase/reductase SDR family member 2, mitochondrial-like. NCBI's taxonomy places the organism in Eukaryota, Metazoa, Chordata, Mammalia, Perissodactyla, Rhinocerotidae. The transcript is spliced from 9 exons. Bases 1 to 936 code for a protein of 311 amino acids. Gene Ontology annotation, molecular function: carbonyl reductase (NADPH) activity. The record is from RefSeq and is a predicted model, not a curated record.
AUGGGGAAGCCCAUCUUGGGAAUGGGUUGUGGAAAGGACAUGAGCAGCUCUCUUCCAGUCCAGGAGGAGGGAGGCCAGACAGUGACUGCCAUGCUCAGGGCUGCGUCAUGGACCUUUAGGGGUCUUCACUGCACCUCAGUCCCUUUCUCAGGAAGAAUAAACAGCAAAAGGGCAGAUAGGAGCUGUCCCCUGGCUGAGAAGGUGGCUGUGAUCACUGGGUCCACAAAAGGGAUCGGUUUUGCCAUCACCCAGCGUCUGGCCCAGGAUGGGGCCCACGUGGUGGUCAGCAGCCGGAAGCAGCAGAAUGUGGACCGAGCGGUGGCAGCACUGCAGGGGGAGGGGCUGAGUGUGACGGGCACCGUGUGCCAUGUGGGGAAGGCCGAGGACCGGGAGAGGCUGGUGGCCACGGCCCUGGAGAACUAUGGAGGCAUCGACUUCCUGGUGUGUGUGGCAGGGGUCAACCCCUUGGUGGGGAGCACUCUGGGGGCCAGUGAGCAGGUGUGGGACAAGAUCCUGAACGUGAAUGUGAAGGCCCCAGCCCUGCUGCUGAGCCAGCUGCUGCCCUACAUGGAGAAGAGUGGGGGAAGCUCUGUGGUUCUGGUCUCAUCUAUGGUGGCGUAUGUGCCAGUACCAAAGCUGGGAGUCUAUAAUACCAGCAAAACAGCGCUGUUGGGCCUCUGUAAGUCUCUGGCUGUGGAGUUGGCCUCAAAAGGCAUCCGAGUGAACUGCCUGGUGCCAGGAAUAAUCAAGACUGACUUUAUCCAAGUGGAGAAAACUUUGCCAUACUUGCUACCUGACUUGAAUGAAAUCUAUGGAUUGCAGUGGUUUGGGGAGCCUGAAGAAUGUGUGGGGAUUGUGUCCUUCCUCUGCUCUUCAGAUGCCAGCUACAUCACCAGGGAGAACAUUGUGGUGGCCGGCUACUCCCCUAAACUGUGA